GGGCUGCUCCAGUAUCGUAUCUGGCUGGUCUUAUCUGGAGGAGUAGAAACGGGAAUGGAUGGCUCGAUGUUUAAAAGGGACUGCUCCCCACUGACUCUUCCCUUUACUCGAGGCUUCCACGGCCCAGAGAUUCUUGCCAAUGGAGCACGAUCCUGAACUCGGUCACAAGGAGCCUGGCCAGGCUGCCAACGAGAAAGAUGCCGCGGCCGUUGUAUCUGACGACAACUCAAUCGAGUCGGUCCCUGCAGCAACAGGGAGCGGAUUGCUGUUCCGAUUGCGCCAAUUCGAGGCUCAGAUGGACAAGAAACUUGGCAUUGAGUCCGAGGCCAUCGUCCGCAAACAGGAGGAAGACAAGAAGCCGGUUCCAUGGUUAGAGCAGUUGACAAUGGCCCUGCUAUGGGCGAGCGGAACGAUGAACACGUCUUGCUUUGCAACGGGCUUCCUGGGUGCUGAAUUCGGAUUGAGCCUGAAGCAGUCUAUUCUCGUCACGAUCUUUGCCUCAAUUAUGGGCGGUGCGAUUACCGGAUACUGUGCAACUUUCGGAGCGGCGACUGGACUGCGACAGAUCAGCGUCAGCCGAUACAGCUUCGGCUGGUGGCCGAACAAGCUCAUUGCGCUGCUCAACAGCAUCCAGCAGAUGGGCUGGGCGGCAGUGUCUUGUAUCACGGGCGGCCUCGCCCUGACGGCCGUGUCUGACGGCCAUGUCUCACUGAUUCUCGGAAUCGUCAUUUUGGCGGUGGUGGCGCUGGCGAUCUCCUUCGUUGGCUUGAACGCUAUCCUGGUGUACGAACGGUAUGCCUGGAUCAUCUUUUUCGUCAUCUUCAUGAUCAUUUUUGGCGAGACCGGUCGCUUUGCGGACAAUACUUCACCACCGGCGGCCACCGGGACCACGCUGAGCGGUGCCAUCCUCAGUCUGCUGGCCAUCGUCUACGGCUCGAGUGCUUCUUGGUGCACAAUGGUCAGCGACUACUAUGUCCACUAUCCGGCAAAUGUCAGCCGAGUCAAGGUCUUCCUGAUGACGACUUUUGGAAUCGCGAUCCCGACGUCCAUCGGUAUGGUUGCCGGUUGCGUUGUUGCCUCCGGUUUCAAAAACAAGCCCGAAUGGAGCGACGCCUAUGACCAAGGCCUGGGCUACCUGAUUCAGGACAUGUUGUAUCCGCGAGGGUUUGCAAAGUUUCUACUUACUUUGUUAGUCCUAUCCGGCAUCAACACCAACGUCAUUAGCAUCUAUAGCGCUGCCAUAUCUUUCCAGCAGCUUGCACGGCCGUUUGCGGCCAUCCCUCGCUUCAUCUGGACAAUCUUCUGCUUCCUUUGCAUUCUUGCCUUGGCUCUUGGCGGCCGAGAGCAGUUGAACGCCUACCUGCAGAACUUCUUGAGUCUUCUCGGAUACUGGUGCACCAGCUAUGCCAUUAUUCUCUUCCAGGAGCAUUUCAUCUUUCGAAAGGGCAACUUCGCCAACUACGAUCUGGAGAACUGGAACAACCCCGCAAAGCUGCCUCUUGGCAUUGGAGCCUCGGUCGCUUUUGGGCUCGGGAUUGUGGCCUGGGUCAUGGGAAUGGAUGAGACAUGGUUUGUCGGACCACUUGCGAAGACUAUCGGAGAGAAUGGUGGUGAUGUUGCGAAUGAGUUUACGUUUGUGGUUACGGCAUUGACCUAUUUGCCGGCGAGAUACCUGGAACUGAAGCACUUUGGCCGGUAGAGUAGCCGGUAGAAAGAUGAAAGACUGCAUGUUU
Molecule: messenger RNA, 1733 nt
Organism: Trichoderma citrinoviride
Lineage: Eukaryota; Fungi; Ascomycota; Sordariomycetes; Hypocreales; Hypocreaceae
Exons: 2
Coding region: 140-1699 (519 amino acids)
Biological process (GO): transmembrane transport
Cellular component (GO): plasma membrane; fungal-type vacuole membrane
Molecular function (GO): transmembrane transporter activity
Source: RefSeq, a predicted model, not a curated record